UUUGUUUGCUUAUUGCUUAAUUUCCCUACAACUCUCAGUGCCAGGCUAUAAAAUAUAAUGGAGUUAGAUUUACCUAUCACUGGAGUUUGUAUUGUAUCAGAUCCAACAAAAUGUCCUCCAAAUUACACACUGAUUGAUAAAACAUAUGGAAGUAUACCAGAAGAUGCUGAUCUAUGGAAAGAUCGAAUGUGGGGUCGGAAAGUAACCAGAUAUUUAUGUGUAGAGAGAGGCUACUCAGAUCAGGCUAAGAAUGUACUGGUUGAUGUUGCUAUAAUAAAUGAAAAAGAUCCAGUCCCUCCAGGUUUUACAGUAGUUGAUCCUACGUAUGACACCAGAGAGAAAGCUAUUAAAAAGAAAGUAUUAUGUGUACGAUGGAUGGAUAAGUCAAUGACACUAGAGAUAAUAACAGAGUUAAUUUUACUGGGGAAAAAUGUUCGUAAACCUCCACAAACUUUUACAUUAGUUGGUGAAUUAAAUGGUUUAUGUAUUUGUUAUAAGAUGGGUAGACUGGCUCCUCCAGUCAACAACGUAAACGAAGUAAAAACAACCAACAUCAACCAUUACCAAAAUACAACCAUUGAUGUGUGUUUUGAAUCAGACUUGAAGACAACUAGUAAUUUUAUCUUAUUAUUCUAUCCAAUUUACCAGGUAAUAAUAGAACAGAAUAUGAGAUCAAAAUUAGGUUCCAGUCUACCGUACCCCAUUAACCCAGCUGCUACAACAUCAGCGCCCUCUAUUAAACCAGCAGGGGGUGAAAGUUCUACCGCCCAAGUUCAUGCAUUGGGAGGCGUUCCUUGGCAACUUAACCCUAAAUUACAAAGUAUUGCAGACCUGAAAAAUAUUGUAAUCCCCCAGAUACCAUAUAAAUCUUUAUAUGAUGUAUCAAUACAGUAUGAAUAUGAUUUUAAUAUUGAAAGAUCUAUUGUAUCAGGAAAAUGAAACUAACCAUCAUGUUCACUGGUUUUCUAGCGUGGUUCAGAUCAACAAGAAGUAGGCGUGUAACAAGAGUAAACAUGAAACAACAUGUUCAGUUCUACAGCUCUGUCAUAAUGUUAUUAUUUUCUCUCAAUUUAAGUUUAGUGUUAGUGUUUAUAUAACAAGUUUUAUUUUCAAAUUUAAGCUGG
Molecule: messenger RNA, 1124 nt
Organism: Lottia gigantea (owl limpet)
Lineage: Eukaryota; Metazoa; Mollusca; Gastropoda; Lottiidae
Exons: 11
Coding region: 58-939 (293 amino acids)
Biological process (GO): viral budding; regulation of epidermal growth factor receptor signaling pathway; virus maturation
Cellular component (GO): ESCRT I complex; late endosome
Source: RefSeq, a predicted model, not a curated record